This is a messenger RNA of Anopheles arabiensis, 2503 nucleotides long. It is a transcript of the gene Efr, whose product is annotated as UDP-xylose and UDP-N-acetylglucosamine transporter. Gene Ontology annotation, cellular component: Golgi membrane; endoplasmic reticulum membrane. The transcript has 2 exons. Gene Ontology annotation, molecular function: UDP-N-acetylglucosamine transmembrane transporter activity; UDP-xylose transmembrane transporter activity. Lineage: Eukaryota; Metazoa; Arthropoda; Insecta; Diptera; Culicidae. The record is from RefSeq and is a predicted model, not a curated record. Gene Ontology annotation, biological process: transmembrane transport. Bases 912 to 1925 code for a protein of 337 amino acids.
GCGGCUUGAACUUGCCGUGUGAUAAAUUGAUUAAUUGCUUGUCCGGCUUGAGGCAACGCGUGAAAGGAGCACUAAAGGGCGUAGCGGAGCGGGAGUUGCGGGAAGAUUGGGAAAGGAAGUAUCACCGGCAGCACCCUGUUCUGCUACAUCCCCCCACAGCCUACCCGUAUCAUCCCCCCAUCAACGAGAGUGACUUUCAUCUUUACCAUCAUCAAAUAUUGACUGCCGCGCGGGACACGGCGGGGGCAUGAUUUGCCAAACAACAAAGGGAGUAGAUUCCAAUUCCAGCAAAUCACGAUGAUGAUGAUGAUGACCGCUAGCUAACGCCCGACGGUCGGUACGUUUGCGAUAGUGGGAACAGUACGUAUCGCGGUCUCGGGGUGUGUACACAGACGCGGAUCCGCGUGCCCUCUGAAACAUCAAACCUCCUCUGUGUUGGUGGCACGCGCAAGACGCGGCCGUAUCGACAGCCGAACAGGUGCACACCAGCAACGGGGAGCGGGUGAGAGAAACACUGAAAGGAACACCGCUCUCGGACGACACCGUACGGCGGCAGAACGAAGGAGGCGGCGGAGGAAGCGACCCAAAGGCAACGUCACCAGCCUACUACUGCUGCCCGCGCGGGUUUUAGAAGGUGUCCGCUCUAACGAACCAGUUUUUUUGGCUUGCUGCGUUGAAUCGGCUAGCCGAAAUUUGCCACCCAAACGGACGGCCCCCGACCCGCGACGGUAUUCGGUUUCGGCAUUCAUUCCAACGCGACGGUUAACGGCGAGCGGGUGCGUGUGCUAGCGCGCCGUACUGCAACUGGUGGUGAACUUGAACGGACCGAACGGAGAGAGAGAGAGAAGCACCAAAUAGAGGACAAGAAUUGGAAUUUUGCGUCCAGAAUCCCGAAUAAUAAUAAUAACACGAUGGCAAACAUGAAGGCUGCCCUUGCCAUCGCGCUGGUGUUCGUCGGCUGCUGCAGCAACGUGGUGUUUCUCGAGCUGCUGGUUAAAAUCGAUCCCGGAUCGGGCAAUCUGAUCACCUUCCUGCAGUUCCUGUUCAUCGCGCUCGAAGGAUUCCUGUUCACUUCUAAGUGUGGCACGGUGCGGCCCCGGAUCGGGCUGAAGGACUACACCAUCCUGGUGGUGAUGUUCUUUGUCGCGAGCGUGUGCAACAACUAUGCGUUCGACUUUAACAUUCCCAUGCCGCUGCACAUGAUCUUCCGGGCCGGGUCGCUGAUCGCGAACAUGGUGAUGGGCAUACUGAUCCUGAAGAAGCGGUACGACUUCUCCAAGUAUCUGUCCGUCGGCAUGAUCACGCUCGGCAUCGUGAUCUGCACGAUCGUGUCCGGCACGAAGGUGGAAAGCACCCAGGUGCUGAAGAACGCGGCGGACGAGGACCCGAUGUCGGUGUUCUUCUGGUGGACGCUCGGCAUAGCGCUGCUCACGCUCGCGCUGUUCGUGUCCGCACGGAUGGGCCUGUACCAGGAGGUGCUGUACAAGCGGUACGGCAAGCACCCGAAGGAGGCCCUGUUCUACACCCACCUGCUGCCGCUGCCCUUCUUUGCGCUGCUGGCGGGCAACAUCUGGGAGCACGUGCAGCUGGCCAACGCCAGCCCGCUGCAGGCCAUCCCGGCCCUGGGCGUGUCCCUGCCCAUCACCUGGCUGUAUCUGCUGGGCAACGUACUGACGCAGUACGUGUGCAUCAGCUCCGUGUACGUGCUGACAACCGAAUGCUCCUCGCUGACGGUGACGCUGGUCGUGACGCUGCGCAAGUUCGUGUCGCUGCUGUUUUCGAUCGUGUACUUUAGCAACCCGUUCACCGUGCAGCACUGGAUCGGUACGAUACUGGUGUUCGUUGGUACGAUCAUCUUCACCGAGGUGGUCGGAAAGGUGCGGUCCGCCUUGGCUCCUGCCGAGGAGAAGAAAAAGGUUAAGUAAGGCGAAAACGGUACGCUUAAUGCUCAAAGUGAGAGGCUGAUAAUGGUGCGGGUCAAUGGAAGCAUCAGGAUAAUUAGGGAGAGAGUGAGAGUGAGAAUGGAAAACAAACACAGGUUGCUCUAUAAUUGAAGAAAUAAGGACAAUAUGAUGUCGUGUCGAAGAGUCGGUUUAGAAAUUACUUUUUUUUGUUCGAAUAGCUUAGCUUACCUUUUUACCUUACUGAAGUGUGGAUAUUUUUGAACAACGAUACAAGCACAGGUUAAACAGUUUUUGGUCCUGUUUUUAGAAUGAUACAUGGAAUAUCGCGUACCUCGUGGUGUAGCUUAUAGUUUGGAGGGGUUAAACUCACGUUUCCGAGGCAGCAGUGUCGAAAUCAAUUUGUACGAUUGUAGUAUUGUAUCCUAGCUGUAACAUAUAGCGUCCCAAUGAUGAUGAUGAUGAUUAGCUGUAAAGCGGAAAGGAAAUGAUUCGAAAAUCAAAGCCGUUGAAUCGUGUGUUGAUGUGCGUGCAGUACAAGAAAGCAUAAUUGAUGGCGCACGGUAGAUUGCUAUUUUGGAAUAAAGAGAUGAAUCAUACGA